Molecule: messenger RNA, 1200 nt
Organism: Uncinocarpus reesii 1704
Lineage: Eukaryota; Fungi; Ascomycota; Eurotiomycetes; Onygenales; Onygenaceae
Exons: 2
Coding region: 1-1200 (399 amino acids)
Molecular function (GO): protein dimerization activity
Source: RefSeq, a predicted model, not a curated record
AUGCCAAAGCCCCAGCUGCCACUGACGCCGGCUGCAUCCACGGAGAUUGCAGCGCUGGAUAAAUGUAUCAAUUCUCCUGGUGAGAUGUACUUCACCCUCCCGCCAUCCGCCAUGUCCAACAGCGCAGGCACACACCCCACACCCUUCCCUCCGCUUUCUCCCACAUCUCCCGAGGCCACGCAGUCGUCUUCUCGGACCUUGCGGCAGAGAUCGUCAACAAAGAGGCCUGCUGCGGAUUUCACGCUUCCUCCGCCACCCACGCGGACCAGGAAAAUCAUUCAGGUUAAGCCGAAGGGGCAGGAACAGCCGCGCACUGCGGGAACCCAGGCAAAGGGGAAGGAUGGGCAGAAUGCAUCUACAGACGGACCCGGUUCGAAGAAGAAGCAGUCGAAUGCGACGACGGCAGCGGGCCGCAAGAUCGCACGCAGAACGGCACAUAGCCUGAUUGAAAGGCGGAGAAGAUCGAAGAUGAAUGAGGAGUUUGCAACCCUGAAGAAUAUGAUUCCCGCUUGCCAGGGGCAGGAGAUGCAUAAACUGGCUAUCUUGCAGGCUAGCAUUGAAUACGUAAAUUAUCUCGAGCAGUGCAUUGUCGACCUCAAAGCGGCAAAUAACCGUCGAGACUCGACGCCCACAUCGCCCACGUGGAAUGAAUCAAAAGAGCAAGGAACGGCUCUAUCGUCCUACACUCCGUCCCCAGAGUUCAACCCGCAGUUCGAACCCCCCGUAUCUCUGUCUCAGACGGCUUCUCCUCGCCCAAGUGGAGACGUCCAUCCCCGUUCUUCGCACGCUUCUUCCUUUGAAAUCAUCCCCAUGAUCCUUCCCAGCCCAGCACUCCCACCCUCAAAGACACCGCAUUUCCCCCCGCGUGUUCAUCGCGAUACACUCUCUUCCAAUACGUCGACCAUCUCGUCCAUUUCAAACACCUCCGCGGCCUCAAGCACCACGUCCCCAAUCAUCCCGCAGCAGACCCAUGAUAGCCAGGCGGGCAAGCGUACGCCGUCGCUCUUGGGUAAUUCUAGCCAAGGCACAAGGAUGGACGUCGACAUGGAUCGAGAGGCCACGACGGCACUGUUGAUGUUGAAUAUUGACCGGAGAACAUCAUCCGGCGGAGCUGAUAUGUUGAGGCCGGCGUUUCUAUCAGGGAACUCGGACGACGGUGGCAAGAAGGGAAUUAGCGUGCAGGAUUUGUUGAGCCAUUGA